AUGGUCCAAAAAGUCAAAGCUUUCGAAUUGAGAGAUAAGUCCAACGAAGACCUCAAGAAGCAAUUGGAUGCUAUGAAGCAAGAACUCUUCCAAUUGAGAGUCCAAAAGGUCACUGGUGCUUCCACUGCCAACCUCUUGAACAUCAAGGUCGUCAGAAAGAAUAUUGCUAGAAUUAAGACUGUUAUCGUCAGUAAGCAAAGAGAUGAAUUGAAGAAGGUCUAUGAAAAGUCCAAGUUCAAGCCAAAGGAUUUGAGAGUUAAGCAAACCCGUGCCUUCAGAAGAUCCCUCAAGACUUAUCAAUUGAAGAAGAAGUUGUUGAAGACCCAAAAGAAGGAAGCCAACUUCCCAGUUAGACGUUUCGCUGUUACCAUGCAAUAA
Naegleria gruberi is the source of this 378-nucleotide messenger RNA. RefSeq lists its product as uncharacterized. NCBI's taxonomy places the organism in Eukaryota, Heterolobosea, Eutetramitea, Acrasida, Naegleriidae. Gene Ontology annotation, cellular component: ribosome; cytosolic large ribosomal subunit. The record is from RefSeq and is a predicted model, not a curated record. The transcript has a single exon. Bases 1 to 378 code for a protein of 125 amino acids. Gene Ontology annotation, biological process: maturation of LSU-rRNA from tricistronic rRNA transcript (SSU-rRNA, 5.8S rRNA, LSU-rRNA); translation. Gene Ontology annotation, molecular function: structural constituent of ribosome; mRNA binding.